AUGUACAUUAACAGACAAAAGAGACGAGAUAGAAUAGGACAAAAUGUAACAAUAGACCCCUAUAACUUUAAACGAGUGGAGAGUUUUAAAUAUCUCGGAGCGACUAUCACCACAGAUAACGAUAUCACGGAAGAGAUAAAAGGGAGAAUUCAGGCAGCAAACAGAUGUAUGUAUAGCCUCCACAACACUAUUAAAUCCAAGAGCCUAACACGAACAUCAAAAAUCAGGGUAUAUAAAACAGUAAUUAGACCGGUGCUCAUGUAUGGGUGUGAGACGUGGACGCUGACAAAAGCAAUGGAAAGUAAACUCAGAUGCUUUGAGAAAAAAUCCUCAGAAUGAUCUUCGGUCCCUAUCACGAUCCGAAUACUAACCAAUACCAAAUGAGAACAAAUGCCAAGGUCAAACAAAUGUAUAGUGCUAGCGACGUAGUCCAAGAGAUUAAAUCCCAACGUCUAAGAUGAGCUGGCCAUGUUCAUAGGCUCCCUAAUAACCGCCUUACCAAGUUAAUCUGGGAAGAAGUCCCGACAGGGAGAAGGCCCUUAGGACGUCCACGAAUGCGAUGGAGAGAUAAUAUAUGGUCAGAUUUGAGAACAAUGGGGCUACCCACUGACUUAAGCAUCAUGGACGAGCCCGGGUUGUAGUGCUAUCAGAAGAAGAAGAGGUGUUUUGGUCUCUGGAGACUAGAGUAAAUAAUUGUUGUACAAUUCUUCAUAAAAAUAGUAGGUCCACCCCGAAAAAUUACUAAGACAAUACAUCAUAAACUACAAAUGAGGUGUGCUAUUCAAACUUUCCUAAUAAUAUUUA
Molecule: messenger RNA, 804 nt
Organism: Diabrotica balteata
Lineage: Eukaryota; Metazoa; Arthropoda; Insecta; Coleoptera; Chrysomelidae
Source: the annotation of a GenBank genome assembly